Medioppia subpectinata is the source of this 1149-nucleotide messenger RNA. NCBI's taxonomy places the organism in Eukaryota, Metazoa, Arthropoda, Arachnida, Sarcoptiformes, Oppiidae. The record is from the annotation of a GenBank genome assembly.
AUGGACCCAUUACUUUGUAUUUCCGUUGGAAAAGAGUCGAUUGAAUUGAACUUUCCAAUGGCUCUUAGCGACCAAUUUGUUAUUUCACACGAUGUUACGGCGGGCGUCAAAAAACAGGCCGUUUCUAAACAGAAGAUCUAUUCUUUGGCUGACUUAAAAAAGAAAGGAAAACUCGUAGAUAUCAUGAGGAAUGCCAUCAGAACCAAAGAUUUUAGUCAAGUCGACAAUGAAAUCAUACGAUUAGUGAAGCCGUUUCUAUACAAUGAGGGCGAAGGCAAAAAAGUGCCGAUUUCUCACUUAAUAAAGUUACGCAAUAAAGACGGAAAGUUUAGCAACAAAUUGAACAUUAAUUUAAACGAUGAAGAAAUAGAUGAAGAGAUUCAAGAAAUUGACAGCAAGACAGUUGUGAGGACGAGAUUAUACAAUCUUUUACACUAUUGUCUUCCCAACAGUUUGCGUAACACAAGGGAUCAGUUGGCGAAUCAGUAUUGCAUAUUUUUAGUGGCUACACCCAUUCACACAGAAUUGGCCCGACGUUUGGUCAGAAUAUUCCCAAAGCUAGUGAACGAUAUUUAUUUGGACGACGAAUACUAUGGAGAGGGAGCGCUACAUAUGGCAGUUGUGAAUGAAGACCUAUCAAUGGUUAAGUUCCUAUUGAACAAUGGGGCGGAUGUGAGGGCCCGAUGUAUCGGCAAAUUCUUCUGCGCUGACGAUCAGAAGGAGACGCGCGAAGAAGUCUUAGAACACGAAUCCUAUGUCAUGAAAGUUGAGACCAAUUAUAUGGGGCAUGUCUAUUGGGGAGAAUAUCCGCUUUCAUUUGCUGCAUGUCUUGAACUCGAAGACUGUUAUCGACUACUCUAUGCAAAGGGCGCUAAUCCUGACAAUGAAGACACAAACGGCAAUACAGUUCUACACAUGACUGUCAUCUCUAAUAAAAUGGGAUGCAUUGUUUUGAGUGUAAAGAAUAAGCAAAGUCUCACACCAUUGUGUCUGUCGGCCAAACUUACCAGAAUCGAAAGAGAAGUUUUUUGGCAAUUCUGUGAACAGGCCUUCGAUGCCUAUCCUCUUGAGGAGAUUGACUCGAUUGAUGUGAACACCGGACAAAUCCGCACAACCAAUGCGUUAAGUGUUGUGGCAUUUGGAGAGUAG